CCUUCUGAAGAACCUGCUGGUUGUCCCCAACAGGAUGGGUUUCUCCACUGUUCUCACUGGCCUCCUGUUGAUCAUGGUAAAGAUCAUACCAGACCCAGGCAUGUCAUACAAUAUAACUUCCAACAAUUCCAGCUUCCCAGUAUAUUUACCAGGCAUGUCAAACCUUACCAUUUCAAGCCAGUUCAACGAGUCCAGCUUCCCAAUAUAUUUACCAGUGUCAGGAAGCUGUGCUGCUCCUGAAUUGUGCUGUCCUUUAGAAAAUGAUAGCUGCAAUAAUAAUGGCUGUUUCUGUGAUGUGGCUUGCCUGAGAUUCCAUGACUGCUGUCCUGACUUCAUAUCCACCUGUGUCACAGGCAUGUCAUACAAUACAACUAAUACAACUAACAACCCAUCCAGCUUCCCAACAUAUUUACCAGGAAGCUGUAAGGCAGCACCUGCUCUCUGCUGUGGUGGAUAUAACCUUAGUUGCUUUCGAGGCUGCUUCUGUGAUGAAGCCUGUGUGAGCUUUGGGGACUGCUGCUCAGACUACAACAGCACAUGCAAAGGUUUGCCUGAUGUGCUCAUUGUGAACGUGCGACUUAGAGCUAGUCUGGACAAACCAGAGGAAGCAGUUCUUUACACGGCUUCUCAAGCUCUGGGGGAAAUUUUAAAAAAUUAUAGUGAUGUUUUUUCGCUUCGAAUCCUGAAAAUCAAAAAAACAUGAAGGUCUUAUCAUGGGGGGAGGAAAGAGCAUUCAUGACAGAUUAGGAGACAAAAUGCCUAAAGUAAUAAACAAUACAUAAAAAAUGUAAGAUACUUUGUACUUAUGUUGCUUUUCCUUUUUUUCACACCAGGGGUGUUUUAUGGUGUGUCCUUUGCUUUUGUUUUGU
Molecule: messenger RNA, 869 nt
Organism: Electrophorus electricus (electric eel)
Lineage: Eukaryota; Metazoa; Chordata; Actinopteri; Gymnotiformes; Gymnotidae
Source: RefSeq, a predicted model, not a curated record